CACAGGUGAACUGGGAAGGCGGAGCUUGAACAGGCAAGAAGGCGGGGCUGAAAGUUCCUACCUCCUGGAGAGGAAGAGAAGCAGGUUCCGUUUGGACCUCGCUUAUUUAUCUGUAAAGGAGGGUCAGUACGGAUCCAAUAACCGAGUGUUAUAACUGUUCAACACGAUUCAGUGACCAGCACUGCACACUGACUCCAAAAUGGGUGUCCUGAGAACUUCUGUUGAAGCUGAUGUUUUCUCUUUAUACCAGACAUCCAGAAACUUUGCUGGCCUUUUUGGACUUUAGAAGAGAGUGGAUUUGGGGAAGAGGCAGAAUCCUUGCUAAUUCACCACCUUGUAAGGAACCAGAACACCUCCUCGUUUUGUCUGCCUUCACACACGGUCUCAGCAUGAGACAGCAGCAGUGGUGUGGCAUGACCGCCAAAACAGGCAGCGUGCUGUCAGCGGUCUUCAGCAUCAUUUCCACCGACCUGUACAUCACCUUUGAAGAAAAGCAAAUAAAGAAUGGCACUUGCACCAGUAUCAGUCCGCAAAACUAUACCGUAACUUACAAGAUGACUCCGCGCCCCAGCUGCUGGAGCCUGAAAAUUCUCGUCAUUUCAUCCAUAAUCACCUUGAUUGUCAGCUUCUUCCUUCUGUACUCCGUGUAUGCCCAGAAAUACAAGGGCCUGGUGAUCUAUGCCAUCUGGAUCCCUCUCUUUGAAUUUAUAAGCAUUAUCAUUCAAGUCGUCACCAACAAUGACUCCAGCAUCAUUGAGGUCAGAGUGAUGCGCUGGUUUGGCUUGGUGACCCGUGUUCUCUUGCACUGUUUCUGGAUGUUCUUUGUCAUCACCUAUGCUCACAGUAUCUACAAAAGUCAAAGCCAGGGCAAUAUACUUACCUACAACAGACGCAUUUCUAUGGGCAGUGGAGAGUUCCCGCGGCGGAAAUCAAAGAUAACCAGCUUUUCCCACCACUAUAAUGAAUAAUGUUGGCCCUUUUCUCCCCUCCCCCCCCCCCCAAGAGGCAGGCCUCCCAGGUUCUCAUGGUAGCUCUAUUUCCAUUUCUUUCUUUCCCUUUUCCCGGAACAGUUCAGCAUGUAGAGGCCCUGUUGCCACUCUUUCAGAGGAAUAUGGAGAGAAAAUGUGGUUCUAAUCACAUCUGGAACAGCCUGCUUGUUGAGGGUGCUUAGUUAAAGGACAUUAUUAUUUAUCAAGCCUUCCUUGAGUUCAUCCUUCCUUUUCUGGUCGAUACCAACUUAUUGGUGAAAAUAAAGAGGGCGAGAGAAGGAAAAGAAGCUGAACUGCGGCAUAGCAAUCCCUUUCAUCUUGGUAUGUCCUCAGUAGCCUUCAACCCACAGCUCUCUAACCCUGGGAUUGGUAAAUCAGUACUUAUAUCUCAAA
Molecule: messenger RNA, 1382 nt
Organism: Choloepus didactylus (southern two-toed sloth)
Lineage: Eukaryota; Metazoa; Chordata; Mammalia; Pilosa; Megalonychidae
Product: transmembrane protein 217-like
Exons: 4
Coding region: 231-968 (245 amino acids)
Source: RefSeq, a predicted model, not a curated record